AUGGCCCCAACUGUUGAGCGCAAGAAGAUUGACCUGGCUCCACUGAAGGCUGCCAACGUCCCAAUCUUCUUCAUCGUUGGAGGACCAGGAUCCGGAAAGGGAACUCAAUGCGACAAGAUUGUUGCCAAGUACGGGCUCACUCAUUUGUCUUCCGGAGAUCUUCUCCGUGAUGAAGUAAAGUCGGGCUCUCCACGUGGAGCUCAGCUCACAGCUAUUAUGGAGUCCGGAGCUCUAGUGCCAUUAGAAGUAGUUCUCGAUCUGGUCAAGGAGGCCAUGCUCAUUGCUAUUGAGAAGGGAAGCAAGGGAUUCCUGAUCGACGGAUACCCAAGAGAAGUUGCUCAAGGACAGCAGUUCGAGUCCGAGAUCCAAGAGGCCAAAUUGGUGUUGUUCUUCGAUGUUGCCGAGGAGACUCUCGUGAAAAGACUCUUAGGUCGCGCUGAAACCAGUGGGAGAGCCGACGACAACAUUGACACCAUCAAGAAGCGUCUUCACACCUUUGUCACAUCUACCGCUCCAGUCGUUGACUACUAUGAGUCCAAGGGAAAACUUGUUAGAAUCAACGCCGAAGGAUCCGUCGACGACAUCUUCGGAGUCGUCGUCGCCAACCUUGACAAGGUCACAUCCAAGAUCUGA
Messenger RNA from Caenorhabditis briggsae, 633 nucleotides. The transcript is spliced from 5 exons. Gene Ontology annotation, biological process: nucleoside triphosphate biosynthetic process; ATP metabolic process. Bases 1 to 633 code for a protein of 210 amino acids. The record is from RefSeq and is a predicted model, not a curated record. NCBI's taxonomy places the organism in Eukaryota, Metazoa, Nematoda, Chromadorea, Rhabditida, Rhabditidae. Gene Ontology annotation, cellular component: cytoplasm; cytosol. Gene Ontology annotation, molecular function: AMP kinase activity; nucleoside diphosphate kinase activity; ATP binding.